AGAAAAAGGGUCUCAAAACUUUCACUUCCCCCCCUGAAGCCAUCUUCACCUGCUUCCAGUUCUUCAGUUUGGUGCCAUAGAGAGCUUUCUAAGCUGGGAUUUUUCCCAAGACCUUCUUCUUCUUCUUUAGACCACAGGUUAAGGUUCAAGAUUGUGGGUCAGUCUCUUGGAGAUAGAUGGAAGCUUAAUGAUAUUGACACCAGUGCAGUACAAGAAACAUUUAAUUCAUGGCUAUCCAAGACUCAAAAUUUCUUGAAUGAGGCGCUGGUGAAGACGGGUCACAGUGGGAAGCCUGAUCCGAGAAAUGAAUUUGAUAGUCAAGAGAUGGAGGAUAUUUUUAUGACAGAACAAACCAUUGAUAGUAAUACGCCGAAUGGGAUUCUUUCUUUAGCUGCUAUUGUAUCUAUUGAGCAAUUUUGCAGGAUGAACGGUUUGACUGGACAAAAAAUGCAGAAGAUAUUUAUAGCACUUGUUCCUGAAUCUGUCUACUCUGAUGCCCGUAAUUUAGUGGAAUAUUGCUGGUUUAGGUUUUUGUCAACAUAUAGCUCAGACAUCCAUCCCUGCCUGAAGGUAAAGAAAAUGCAUGAAGGACAGAACUCGUACCAGAUUCGUGAAUCUUCUCAGCUUUCUAGGGAGAGAAUCUUAUGCAUUGGUUCCAGCAGGAAGAGGCCUGUCAUAAAAUGGGAGAAUAACAUGGCAUUGCCAGGAAAACUUACUUUAACUGAUAAAGCAUUGUAUUUUGAGGCUGUUGGCUUGCUGGGGCAAAAAGGUGUCAAAAGGCUUGAUCUUGCAAGACAUGGAUUACAGGUAAAGAAAGCAAAAGUUGGACCUUUGGGUUUUGAUCUUUUUGAUUCAGCUGUCUCUGUUUCAUCUGGCAUUGAGUCAGGGACAUGGGUGCUGGAAUUUGUCGACUUGGGAGGUGAGUUAAGACGGGAUGUUUGGCAUGCAUUCGUUAGUGAAGUUAUUGCUUCACACAAGUUUAUUUGUGAUUAUGGACCCAGGGAUAGUGAUCAAUUAAUAUUUCAAGUAUAUGGUGCCCACAAAGGGAAGGAAAGGGCUAUUAUGAGUGCUGUCAACAGUAUUGCAAGACUGCAGGCCCUUCAGUUUAUGCGCAAGUUGUUGGAUGAUCCUAUAAAACUUGUACUGUUCUCAUAUUUGCAAUAUGCACCCUACGGUGAUAUUGUGUGCCAAACUCUUGCUGCAUAUUAUUGGGCUGGACCAUUGGUUACUAAAUUUACUGAGCCAGGAGAAAAACCUGCUCAAGGAACAAAACCUUUGGAUGAGAUAUAUGAAAGUAGUAAUCAUGUGUUUGACAAUGAUGGAAGUGUUUACUUGAGGAAGUGGGUGAUGUCUCCAUCUUGGGCUUCCAGUGUUUCUACUAGUUUCUGGAAGAACUCUUCAGUAAGACAAGGAGUAAUAUUAAGUAAAAAUCUUGUUGUAGCAGGUUUGACUCUUGUAGAAAGGGGCAACAUUGAUAUGCAAAGAGAAGUCCCAGACUGUUGAAAAACUCAAGCAACAGUUGAUGCUGCAAUGAUUAAAGGAAUACCCGGUAACAUUGACCUUUUCAAGGAACUUAUGUUUCCUUUGACUUUGACUGCCAAGAAAUUUGAAAAACUUAGAUGCUGGGAGGAGCCACACCUGACUAUCUCCUUUCUUGCAUUUGCUUAUGCUAUAAUUUUCAGGAAUUUGCUGUCAUAUGUAUUUCCCAUGUCGCUGAUGGUUUUGGCAGCUGGUAUGCUUACACUCAAGGGGUUGAAGGUGCAAGGUCGCCUGGGAAGAACUUUUGGAAAAGUUACUAUCCGUGAUCAGCCUCCUUCAAAUACUAUUCAAAAGAUUAUAGCAGUAAAAGAUGCCAUGCAGGAUGUGGAAAAUUAUCUCCAGAAUCUGAAUGUCACACUUCUGAAAAUACGCACAAUAUUUCUUUCAGGGCAGCCUCAGAUAACAACUGAGGUGGCACUAUUAUUGUUAACUUCUGCCACCAUUCUCCUGAUUGUUCCUUUCAAGUACAUUCUUGCAUUCCUUCUCAUGGAUCUCUUCACUCGGGAGUUUGAGUUCCGAAGGGAAAUGGUUAAGAAGUUCAUAAGUUUUUUGAAGGAGCGUUGGGACACAGUUCCUGCAGCCCCUGUAGUUGUAUUACCAUUUGAAAGUGACGAGUCCAGAACAGCAAUUCAAACAAGGGAAACAACUGAACAAGAUAUCAAAAAGAAGUUAGAGAAGUGGGAAGAAUAGGUAGAUUGUGGACCAUGCAUUACAUAAAUGUAGCACAAUAAGCAUGGGAAUUUGCUUCUUUUUGGCUGCAGUAUUUUGACUGCUUGAGCUGUGGAUUAGUGCAUCAGCCCAGGAUAGAAUGACAAGGUGGAAAAAUUAUUACAUUUGUAAUGAUACGCUGAUAUAUAUGACACUGCUUGAAUCAAAAUGCAAAUAGACUUAAUUUAAGGAGGAUCAGGGUUUUGUGCUGAGCUUUGCUGAACAUAAGACAAUAUUUUGAGCUUCAAAUACUUUUACAGACUUGAAUGCAUCCCAUCUUUAACUGAUAGGGCUGCGUGAUUUAUAGUUGACCAAGUAGGUGCUUCUUGUAUUCUGCUACCGCCAUUCGGGGCAAGUUCCUGCAUGUCAUUCAGUGAGAUAACGACAUAUAAUAUGCUACCAUCAACAACUAUAUCUUAUACUGUUUCAGGUGGGAGCUUCACAGAAUCUGUUUUCCCUGUAGGAUGUGCCUUUUGUAUGUCUGUAGCAUUUCAAUGAAUAUAUAUGUCCUUUCAGAAUGUGGAAAGGUACAGCUUUUGUAGAUGUUCCUAGACAUGUAAAACUGACAUCACAGUUGAUGAAUUUUUCAAGAUGGCUUUUGUCAUCUACAUUCUGCAAUAGUUUAAUAUAUGCUUGUCAUAAAAGAAAGCUUGGAUGAGGCUGCGAAGUGCCAGUGGUCCAGAAUAGCUUACUUGACAAGUCAUGUGCCAGGGUGGUGCAUAUUGUUUGAGUCUUCCAUGAAACGUAUUUAGAUCAGGCAUAUUCAUUGGUUGAAGAUGACAUAAAGACGUGAAGGUGAUUUAUACAAAAGGAUAUCUUACUUAUUCAGGAUCUUGAAGCAUUUGUUAUGAAGACAGACUAUUGAGAAUCUUUUGAAGAAGUAACGUAACAGAAAUUUCCCUGUAAGCCUGUACAUUUUUAGUGUUCUAUUUAUUUUUGUUAUUAAAUGAAAUGAUUCUUCAAAUA
This is a messenger RNA of Pistacia vera, 3213 nucleotides long. RefSeq lists its product as uncharacterized. The transcript is spliced from 12 exons. The annotation marks the transcript as partial. The record is from RefSeq and is a predicted model, not a curated record. NCBI's taxonomy places the organism in Eukaryota, Viridiplantae, Streptophyta, Magnoliopsida, Sapindales, Anacardiaceae.